Messenger RNA from Alligator mississippiensis (American alligator), 1925 nucleotides. It is a transcript of the gene TMBIM6, whose product is annotated as transmembrane BAX inhibitor motif containing 6. The transcript is spliced from 10 exons. NCBI's taxonomy places the organism in Eukaryota, Metazoa, Chordata, Crocodylia, Alligatoridae. Gene Ontology annotation, cellular component: mitochondrial membrane. Gene Ontology annotation, molecular function: enzyme binding. Bases 130 to 840 code for a protein of 236 amino acids. Gene Ontology annotation, biological process: negative regulation of RNA splicing; negative regulation of endoribonuclease activity; negative regulation of apoptotic signaling pathway. The record is from RefSeq and is a predicted model, not a curated record.
GGGCGGCGGGGGCGGGGCCUGGCCCGCGGGUCGGGAGGGGGCGGCCGCGUUCGAGGGCAGAGUCACGUCCGGUCCCGGCGACGCGCACCUGGAGGAAGCGAGGCCCGAGAGCGACCCGCCGCCGGCGCCAUGAACGUCUUCGACCGCAGCGUCAACCUGGACGCGCUCUUCAAGUUCUCCCACAUCUCCGCCUCCACCCAGCAGCACCUGAAGAAGGUCUACGCCAGCUUCGCCCUCUGCAUGUUCGUGGCGGCGGCCGGCGCCUACGUCAAUGUGGUGACCCACCUGGUGCAGCUCAGCCUCCUGACCGGCCUGGGCUCCUUGGGGCUGAUGAUCUGGCUGCUGUCCACCCCGCACAGCGCCGAGACGGAGCAGAAGAGGCUGGGGAUGCUGGCCGGCUUCGCCUUCCUCACCGGUGUCAACCUGGGGCCACUGCUGGAGAUGUGCAUCGCCAUCAACCCCAGCAUCCUGCCCACCGCCUUCCUGGGCACGGCCGUGAUCUUCACCUGCUUCACGCUGAGCGCGCUCUACGCCCGGCGCCGCAGCUACCUGUACCUGGGAGGCUUCCUCUUCUCCGGGCUGUCCCUGAUGUUUCUCUUCUCCUUGGUCAACCUCUUCGUGGGCUCCACCUGGCUCUUCACGGCUAACCUGUACGUCGGGCUCAUGGUGAUGUGCGGCUUCGUCCUCUUCGACACCCAGCUCAUCAUUGAGAAGGCCGAGAGCGGGGACAAGGACUACAUCUGGCACUGCGUGGAUCUCUUCCUGGACUUUGUCAACAUCUUUCGCGAGCUCAUGAUCAUCCUGGGCAUGAACGAGAAUAAGAAGAAGGAGAAGAAGUGAAGUGACUCCUGGAGCCCUUGCCUGCUGCCCCCCGCCCCUGCCCUUACCCCCCGCCCCCAACGCAUUAAAGGGGCCGCGCUCUCUGAAAGAAAAGCGCCCGAGAAGCUUUCAUACCCUGUGGGUUUUUCUCUUGUUUGAGCUUUUUCCAAUUAGUAACCAGCUGAUUCGUGGGUCCCACUGGAGUUUAGCUCCCCUCUUUUUCCCCCGCGCCCCACAGCUCAGGGAGGCAGCAAACGUCUCCCAAGUGCCCGGCCCUGCUGCCUCGGCUUUGGGCACAGGAUCAUCCCCAGGUGAAUUCCCAGGCACCAAGAAGCUGCAGCUCCCCUGCUGCAGAACCCGUUUCUCCUCCUUCCCCACUUGCCUUGGCCUGAAAACAAACCCAACCGGCCGCACUGCUUCCACGGCCACACGGCAGCCCCCAGGCCGUCUCCCAGCAGCCCCUGGAGGGAGUGGGGCUGGCACCAGCUGCCCGGACACAUGGCUGGGCAUCAGAGAGCCAUUGUCUCCUGCCUCGCAGGGCUGCUGCAACCAGCAGGCUGGGGACAAGGGGUGGGUUUGUGUAGCUCCUUCUGCCUCCCUCGUCCCCCAUGAGUCCCUCAGCUGCCCUGCCUCGGCCCAGCCGGCUGCCCUGCAGCGGGAGACUUGCACCCAGUGCCAAGGGGAAGAGGGCGGUGCAGCUGCUCUGGCAGGGGGAACAGGUAGGUGCCUUCCCCUCCCUAGGCUGGCAGGGUCCAGGACCGUAGUACCUGGCCCCUGGCAGCACCAGGGACUGCCGGAAGCCCCCGUCACCAAAGCCAACCUGCACCUCUGCUUGCUCGGGCCGAAGGUGCCUCCUCCCCACAGAACCAGUGCCAAGAACAAUAGCGUCUGCUACGAGCCUCCUACAACAACGUCCACCAGGUUUUCCUGCCGUCACGACUGUACUUCUCUCUCUCCCGUUCCGCCGGCCGUGGCGCCGGCUGCGCGGCCUAAACUCAUACUGUGAAGACAAAGGUGUUUUGAUUCAGAAAUAUAUGAAGCCUCCAGAGUCUUACUUUGUACAAAAAUUGAUGAAUGAAAUAAAAAUCCUCAGACUUUAACCUUCA